Molecule: messenger RNA, 2274 nt
Organism: Symphalangus syndactylus (siamang)
Lineage: Eukaryota; Metazoa; Chordata; Mammalia; Primates; Hylobatidae
Gene: TRUB2
Product: TruB pseudouridine synthase family member 2
Biological process (GO): pseudouridine synthesis; RNA processing
Molecular function (GO): pseudouridine synthase activity; RNA binding
Source: RefSeq, a predicted model, not a curated record
CUGCCGCAGGCCGCGGUAGGCCGGGGAGCCCGCGGAGCCGGCUCCGGACAGGGCGCAGCAGAGUCGCCAUAGCAGCGGGCGUCCGCGGAGGAUGGGCGGGCACGGAGAACACGGCGAUUCUGUCAGGCGAUGGAGCGUCGGAGGGGUCAAAAAACACUGAAAAACCGAUUCUGACCGCGUUGCCUACGGCCUUUCGAGGAGAAACAUCGCUGCACGGGCAGAAGACAUGUAGGCCAAGUAGGCGAAGGAAACGCACGCGAACUGUCUACCGUCUACGUCCACCGAUCCAAGACUCUCGCCAUUUCACCUCGCCCCAGAAAGUGUCUGCAAAGGACACGCAACCACGCUCACUCAGCGCCGGGCCCUAUUUCCUUCUCCACAGCCGGUUUUCCCCGAAGACUAUAAAAUGCGAACCUCUUCCGGCUGUGGAACAUGGCGGCGCCCAUGGUAAGGACCACAUUUGGGGGCGGGGCCUUGCGGUACUUCCGUCCAGGUCCAGCGGGUGCUGUGAUCUUCAAGUAUGGGGUCUGCUGGCUUAUCGCGGCUGCAUGGGCUUUUCGCGGUCUAUAAGCCCCCGGGGCUAAAAUGGAAGCACCUGCGGGAUACAGUGGAGCUACAACUGCUGAAGGGUCUCAAUGCCAGGAAGCCUCCCGCCCCUAAACAGCGUGUUCGCUUCUUGCUGGGCCCCAUGGAAGGCAGCGAAGAGAAGGAGCUGACCCUCACAGCCACCAGCGUACCCUCUCUCAUCAACCAUCCACUGGUAUGUGGACCAGCAUUCACCCAUCUCAAGGUUGGCGUGGGACAUCAGCUGGAUGCCCAGGCUUCUGGAGUACUUGUGCUCGGCGUGGGACAUGGAUGCAGGCUCCUCACCGAUAUGUACAAUGCUCAUCUUACCAAGGAUUACACAGUGCGUGGCCUCCUGGGCAAAGCUACAGAUGACUUCCGUGAGGAUGGGAGGCUGGUAGAGAAGACAACCUAUGACCACGUGACCAAAGAGAAGCUGGACCGCAUUCUGGCCAUGAUCCAAGGCUCCCAUCAGAAGGCCCUGGUGAUGUACUCCAACCUCGACCUGAAGACCCAGGAGGCCUAUGAGAUGGCUGUGAGAGGCCUGAUCCGGCCCAUGAACAAGUCCCCCAUGCUGAUAACCGGCAUCCAAUGCCUCUACUUUGCACCUCCGGAAUUCCUCUUAGAGGUGCAGUGCGUGCAUGAGACGCAGAAAGAGCUGCGAAAAUUGGUUCAUGAAAUCGGCCUGGAGCUAAAGACCACUGCUGUCUGCUCCCAAGUGCGGCGCACGCGCGACGGCUUCUUCACGCUAGACAGUGCCCUCCUGAGGACCCAGUGGGACCUAACCAAUAUCCAGGAUGCUAUCCGGGCUGCUGCCCCCCAGGUAGCUGCAGAGCUGGAGAAGAGCUUGAGCCCAGGGCUGGACACCAAGCAGCUCCCCAGUCCGGGAUGGUCCUGGGACUCCCAGGGCCGGAGCUUUACCUUGGGGCUGGAGAGGGGUGCGGGGCAGUGAGUGCCCAGGCAGCUGCUGGGGCAGUGGAUGGAUAAAUAGAAGAACUGCUAUGAGCUGGACCUGAUAGCUGUAUAGAAAGUGACAGUAGGAGGCUGGGCGUGGUGGCUCACGCUUGUAAUCCCAGCACUUUGGGAGGCCGAGGCGGGUGGAUCACGAGGUCAGGAGAUCGAGACCAUGGUGAAACCCCGUCUCUACUAAAAAUACAAAAAAUUAGCCGGGCGUGGUGGCGGGCGCCUGUAGUCCCAGCUACUCGGAGAGGCUGAGGCAGGAGAAUGGCGUGAACCUGGGAGGCGGAGCUUGCAGUGAGCCGAGAUUGGGCCACUGCACUCCAGCCUGGGCGACAGAGCGAGACUCCGCCUCAAAAAAAAAAAAAAAAAAAAAAAAGAAAGUGACAGUAGGGGCACCUUUUCUACGUGUGACACAAAACUCAAGCUGUAACAGAAAGAUCAAUGGACUUGACCCAACUGAAAAGGAAAAACUUCUGUAUGGAAGAAAAGACAGUAAACAAAUGACAGACUGAUAGAAAGUAUUGGCAAACCAGGCGUGGUGGCGGGCACUUGUAAUCCCAGCUAGUCCCAAGGCUGAGGCAGGAGAAUUGCUUGCACCCAGGAGUUUAAGGUUGUAGUGCGCUAGACGGCGCCUGUGAAUAGCCACUGCACUCUAGUCUGGGGAACAUAUAAGACCCCCCCAUCUCAAAAAAAAAAAAAUCCCCAAUAAACUAUGUGCCCAUGAAAAUUAAAAAUUAAAAAAAAUUAUAA